Lactuca virosa is the source of this 1833-nucleotide messenger RNA. Lineage: Eukaryota; Viridiplantae; Streptophyta; Magnoliopsida; Asterales; Asteraceae. The record is from the annotation of a GenBank genome assembly.
AUGCCUCCCAAGCCGAAGCCUCUGACAUCCGAGACCUUUUCAUCACUCCGGACAACACCUCGCAUCGCAUCUAUAUGCCAAGGUGAUCACCUCGUUGUCCGAGGGGACACUCCUAGUCUGAGAAAAAUUAAUUGCAAAGUUCUCGCAUUGCAUCUGAGCCUCGCACGACGCCUCGGAUUGCCCUUCAUAAAGACUUCGCCUUCCGAGACUCACUGCCAUUCCGCAACCUCCAUCUCGAAGUCACUAUUUCGAAGACCUGCUCACUUCACCCAUCUCGGUCUGAGUUUAAGUGGCCACACGAGCCCUAUAGAAUCUGUAAAUUUUGAUUCAACCCAAGUGUUGGUGGCUGCUGGAGCUUCUUCUGGCGUGGUAAUGCUCUGGGAGUUAGAAGAGACAAAGGGUGUUUAUGACUUUUUAAUGUUUAGAACACUUAAUGGACACCGAUCCUACUGCACUGCCUUGGAAUUCCAUCCUUUUGGUGAGUUUCUUGCAUCAGGAUCCAUGGAUACUAAUUUGAAGAUAUGGGAUAUUCGAAAGAAAGGAUGCAUUCAUACAUAUAAGGGUCAUAAACGAGCAAUUAGUACAAUCAGAUUUACCGCUGAUGGAAGAUGGGUGGUGUCUGGAGGACUUGAUAAUGUUGUAAAGAUAUGGGACUUAACUGCUAUAAAGCUCUUGCAUGAGUUCAAGUUACAUGAAGGCCACAUUAAAUCAAUGGAUUUCCAUCCUCUUGAGUUUCUUCUAGCAACAGGUUCAUCAGAUAGAACUGUGAAAUUUUGGGAUUUGGAAACCUUUGAAUUGAUUGGAACAACUCGGGCUGAGCCAACAGGGUUACGAUCAGUUGCAUUUUAUCCAGAUGGAAGAACACUCUUUUGUGGAUUAGACAACAGUUUAAAGCAUAUUGAACCAUAUGCAUAUAACAUGAUAGCCAUAGAAAAAGCUCAUGUGGAUCCAAAGACUAAUCUCCAGGAAAGUGUUAUAGAGAGAACUAAGACUCCAAGAAUGUCAUUUAUACCCUUAGAUGAUGACACACAAGAUAUCAAGAAUAUAUAUGUAGACAGCAUGACUCCUGUUGUUUCUAGGAUAGAUGGAUCAAAUACAAAUAUUCAGAGAAGGAUUUUUACUGAUGAUGUGGCGAUUGAUUCUUCAGAGGAGAAAACACCUAACUCUAAAUCUUCAUCUAACCAUGAGGUAUCUGUUGAUUCCUCCAACAAAAGGUCGACACAUGUUAAAUGUGUUGCAGUUUCAAAUGGAAAGACUCGGAAUCUUGUUGAGAAAUUUGAGAAAAAAGAAAAGUUGGGUACUGAUGAAUCUCAAAAACCUAAUACAGAUAGCAUGUAUGUAAAUGGUGACACUGUAGAACAUCCACCUGUCAAUGUGGUCUCAUGUGAAAUACCUGAAACUGCCACAUCACCAAUAAAGACACCUGAUAAUGAUAUGGCGUCUUUGUCAGUAUCAGAAGCUAAAUUGUCACCUGUGUCACUUAAGACUUCCCCUAAAGCUAAGGCCUUAUCAGUUCAGAGAAGACAUGUUGCUUCCCAAAGGGUAAUAUCGAAAAAAGUUAGGUCACCUCCCAUGGCAGUUGCACGGAGAUGUAGAGCUUCUUCUCAAGUGAUACCUGAAAGAACUAGAAUUAGAACCAGAACCUCACAUCUGCCAGCUGUACCAAGGCAAAUUACUUCUACUACACAAAUGACAAUUGAGAAACCUAAAUUUUCUCCCUUGUUGGUUGUAGGACAUUUUUGGGCACGAAAUGACACAAGGGGCGCUAUUAAUUCCUUGCAGAAGUUACCAGAUCAUGCAGUACAUGCAGAUGUGAUUAGUGUUAUGCUGUAA